AUGGCCGGACCAAGCUCGGCUCGGGGCAAAAGCCCCCUGCCACCAAAAUCCCAGGCUGUGGCCAAAAAAGACACCACUUCGUACAAGUCGGAUGGUGUAGAGGAUAAUGAUAUCUUCUUGCUCCCGGGCACUGACUACCUCGUGCUUCUUGCUCUGACAAUUGUCGGCGCUGCGGUGCGCAUUUUCAGAAUCUCGCAGCCUUCCAGCGUUGUCUUUGACGAAGUCCACUUUGGUGGUUUCGCUUCCAAGUACAUCAAGGGAAAGUUUUUCAUGGAUGUUCACCCUCCCCUUGCUAAGAUGCUCAUUGCCUUGACUGGCUGGCUCGCUGGCUUCAACGGCGAUUUUGACUUCAAGGACAUUGGCAAGGACUAUCUGGAACCGGGCGUUCCCUACGUUGCCAUGCGCCUCUAUCCCGCUCUUUGCGGUAUUUUCCUCAUUCCCUGCAUCUUUCUGACUCUCAAAGCCGUCGGUUGCCGUACUUUUACUGCCGCCAUGGGUGCUGGCCUGAUUAUCUUUGAAAAUGGUCUUCUUACUCAGGCUCGCCUUAUACUCCUCGAUGCUCCUCUCGUCGCCGCUACCGCCUUCACCGUCCUCGCCUUCAACUGCUUCACCAACCAGCAUGAGCUCGGUCCUGCCAAGGCUUUCAGCUUUACGUGGUGGUUUUGGCUGGUCAUGACGGGUCUGGGACUGGGCAUCACUGGCAGCAUCAAGUGGGUUGGCCUUUUCACCAUCGCUUGGGUUGGUGCUUUGACUCUCGUCCAGCUCUGGGUCCUCCUUGGCGAUAACAAGAAUGUCUCUCUUCCCACCUGGGGCAAGCAUUUCGCUGCCCGUGUUUUCGGCCUCAUUGUCAUCCCCGCUGUCUUCUACAUGGCCAUGUUUGCAAUUCACUUCCUCUGCCUCGUUAACCCCGGUGACGGCGACGGCUUCAUGAGCUCUGAAUUCCAGGCUACCCUCAACCACAAGGGUAUGAACGAUGUUGCCGCCGACGUCCUGCUGGGCAGCCGCGUCUCCAUUCGCCACGUCAACACCCAGGGCGGCUACCUGCACUCCCACCCUCUCAUGUACCCUACCGGCUCCAAGCAGCAACAGAUCACCUUAUAUCCCCACAAGGACGACAACAACAUCUGGCUGCUCGAGAACCAGACCCAGCCGCUUGGAAUCGAUGGCGAGCCCAUCAAUGGAACCCACGCCUGGGACAACCUCCCUGAACCUCAGUACAUCAAAGACGGCACCGUUCUUCGCCUCUUCCAUAUUCCUACCUUUCGCCGUCUUCACUCCCACGAUGUUCGUCCUCCCGUCUCUGAACAUGAGUGGCAAAAUGAGGUUUCUGCUUAUGGUUAUGAAGGCUUUGAGGGUGAUGCGAACGAUUACUUCAGGGUCGAGAUUAUCAAGAAGCAGUCCGACGGUGCCAUCGCCAAGGAGCGUCUCCGUACCAUCGAGACCAAGUUCCGUCUCGUUCAUCUCAUGACUGGCUGUGUGCUCUUCUCCCACAAAGUCAAGCUGCCUGACUGGGCCUCCGAGCAGCAGGAGGUGACCUGCGCCAAGGGUGGCAGUCUUCCCAACAGUUUGUGGUACAUUGAGCACAACGAGCACCCCAAGCUUGGCGAGGAUGCCGAAAAGGUCAACUAUCGCAAGCCCGGUUUCUUCGGCAAAUUCAUUGAGCUUCACAAAGUCAUGUGGAAGACCAACGCUGGCCUUACCGACUCUCAUGCCUGGGACUCCCGCCCUGAGUCUUGGCCUAUUCUUCGCCGCGGUAUCAACUUCUGGGGCCGCAAUCACACCCAAAUCUACCUUUUGGGCAACCCCAUUAUCUGGUGGUCCGUCACUCUGACCGUUGCCAUCUGGGUUGCCUUCAAGGGUAUUGCCAUUCUCCGCUGGCAGCGCAGCUGCAAUGACUACUCUAACCCUACAAUUAAGCGGUUCGACUACGAAUUGGGCAGCUCUAUUCUAGGCUGGGCUCUGCACUACUUCCCCUUCUUCCUGAUGAAGCGUCAGCUCUUCCUCCACCACUACUUCCCGGCCCUCUACUUUGGUGUCAUUGCUCUUAGCCAAUUGUUUGACUUCGCUACCGCUCGCUUCGGCGGACUCGGCAAGAACAUGCCAGUCAUCAACCGCGCUGCCACGUCUCUGUUCCUGGUUCUCGCCAUUGCCGCCUUUGCUCUAUACAGCCCUCUGGCUUACGGCAACGAGUGGACCAAGGGCGAGUGCAACACCCUCAAGCUCUUCUCCAACUGGGACUUUGACUGCAACACAUUCUACGACAAGUACGAGGAAUACGCUGAGGCACGUCGCGCAAUCUUAAACGCUACCGCUGUCACUGCCCCCGCUGUCGAACCUUCAGUUGUCACCAAGGAAGAGAAGGUUGAGUUCCGUGAUCAGGAUGGAAACCUCUUGAGCGAGGAGCAGGUCGCCGAGCUCAGCGGUAAGGUUGAUCUUGAGACCAAGUACGAGACAAAAACGCGCGUCGUCGAUGACAAUGGCGUAGAGGUCCCUGCUCCCGAGGAUGGCGGGGAGGGCAAGCUCGGCGGCGCCGGUGUUGCCCCUCCACACCCCGAUGUCGAGGGCGUGGACGAGAAGACUGCCGCUGGCAAGGACGCGGGCGCGGCGAAGGAGUUUGCCGCCAGCCGCGACGGCGAGAAGGAGGCCGAGGUCUCAAAGGCCAAGCCUGCCAGCGAGGGCAAGGAGGCUACUCGCAAGGACGAGUUGUAA
Messenger RNA from Beauveria bassiana ARSEF 2860, 2709 nucleotides. RefSeq names its product glycosyltransferase family 39. The transcript is spliced from 3 exons. NCBI's taxonomy places the organism in Eukaryota, Fungi, Ascomycota, Sordariomycetes, Hypocreales, Cordycipitaceae. The coding region runs from base 1 to 2709 and encodes 902 amino acids. Gene Ontology annotation, biological process: protein O-linked glycosylation via mannose. The record is from RefSeq and is a predicted model, not a curated record. Gene Ontology annotation, molecular function: dolichyl-phosphate-mannose-protein mannosyltransferase activity. Gene Ontology annotation, cellular component: membrane; endoplasmic reticulum.